Messenger RNA from Arachis ipaensis, 1028 nucleotides. The record is from RefSeq and is a predicted model, not a curated record. Lineage: Eukaryota; Viridiplantae; Streptophyta; Magnoliopsida; Fabales; Fabaceae.
ACCCAAGCUGCAACACAAAUUCACCACAACAAUUCCAACAAAAACCAAACAUUUUCUCUUUAAUUUAGUAGUAUUCACUUUUGUCUCUGAGAAUCUUUGCUUAUUCUCUCUCAUUUUCUUCUUUCUUUCUUCACUCGAUCAAUAUGGCCCCUAAUAUGUUGACAAGUGUGACUGCCAAUGGCACCAUGGGUGAACAACAACGCAAAGCUUCAAGUCGUGCCUUCGUGACUUUCCUUGCUGGAAAUGGUGACUACAUUAAAGGAGUGGUGGGUCUGGCCAAAGGGCUGAGGAAGACUAAGACCAUCUACCCUCUUGUGGUUGCUGUCCUGCCUGAUGUCCCUCAAGAACACCGCAACAUCCUCAAAUUUCAAGGUUGCAUUGUUAGAGAGAUCGAACCUGUUUACCCUCCCGAGAAUCAAACCCAGUUUGCCAUGGCUUAUUAUGUCAUCAACUACUCUAAGCUCCGUAUUUGGGAGUUUGUGGAGUACAAGAAGAUGAUCUACUUAGACGGUGACAUUCAAGUAUUUGCCAAUAUUGAUCACUUAUUUGACCUUCCUGAUAACUACUUCUACGCUGUCAUGGACUGCUUUUGCGAGAAGUCAUGGAGUAAAACCUCUCAGUACAAAAUUGGUUAUUGCCAACAAUGUCCUGAUAGGGUUCAAUGGAAAUCUGAGCUUGGUCCUAAACCUCCUCUCUAUUUUAAUGCUGGCAUGUUUGUUUAUGAGCCUAAUUUGUCUACUUAUUAUGACGAUUUUCUGAAUAUGUAUUUCAAGGAAAAGUAUAAGCCUAUACCUAAUGUGUACAACCUUGUCUUAGCUAUGUUGUGGCGUCACCCUGAGAACGUCGAACUUGAGAAAGUGAAAGUGGUUCACUAUUGUGCUGCUGGGUCAAAGCCAUGGAGAUACACCGGCAAGGAGGAGAAUAUGGAAAGGAAAGACAUAAAGAUGUUGGUUAAGAAAUGGUGGGAGAUAUAUGAGGAUGAGAAAUUGGAUUACAACAACGGUGUGGAUCGUUUCAAGUCAGCACUU